Messenger RNA from Aricia agestis (brown argus), 1898 nucleotides. RefSeq names its product facilitated trehalose transporter Tret1-2 homolog. The transcript has 4 exons. Lineage: Eukaryota; Metazoa; Arthropoda; Insecta; Lepidoptera; Lycaenidae. The coding region runs from base 115 to 1770 and encodes 551 amino acids. Gene Ontology annotation, cellular component: membrane. Gene Ontology annotation, molecular function: transmembrane transporter activity. Gene Ontology annotation, biological process: transmembrane transport. The record is from RefSeq and is a predicted model, not a curated record.
ACGCUAGCUAUCAGUUAAUAGUUUGUCGCGACUCGCGGUUCAUUACUAACGUGUGCCUUGUUAAUAGUGCUGUGACGAUUUCGAUUAAUCAACGAUAAAUUUAACACGACAAGAAUGGGGGACGACAAGAAUGAAGACAGCGUCCAAGAUGAAAAAACCUUGAACGAAGACGUGGCUAAGACAACAGCAUCUGAAGAAAACAAAGAAGAGGAAGAAAAAGAAAUGGACACAGAUAAACACAAAGAAAUGAAGUUCCAAUAUGCAGAAAACGAUAUCAGACAACGCGACAAUGAAAAAUCUUUUUAUAUCCAAAAUAUUACGAACUCCUCGAGCAAGAUGAACGAUCACAAAGACUCAAAAGACGAAGUGCUUUUAGUGGAUUCGAAGACUAUAGUGCGAUUUUCUCCGCUAUGGAAACAGACCAUGGCUGCUAUGGGAUCUAUUCUUCUCACAUUUACUGCUGGCCUCACGUCUGGAUACUCCGCGAUUCUGCUGCCUCAGCUCAAAGAAACCAGCUCUAUUCCCUCUGAUGAAAGCACGGCUUCUUGGAUAGCGGCUAUGGCAGCUCUUCCGAUGGCUCCCGGGUGUCUCAUAUCUGGAUGGCUGAUGGAAAAAUUCGGUAGAAGAAACGCUCAUUAUAUCGUGUGCGCGCCAUUUCUUCUUGGAUGGAUCCUCAUCGCCUGUGCCGACAAUCUAGCAUUACUACUCUUGGGUAGAUUUUUCACUGGACUCUGUGUGGGUUUGCUGGGACCACUCGGCCCAGUGUUCAUUGGAGAAACGACCAGUCCACAAUACAGGGGUAUUUUCCUUGCCGGAAUAUCAUUAGCUAUCGCUGUAGGCAUUUUUGUUGCCCAUAUCAUUGGCACGUGGGUUCAUUGGCAGUGGACUGCAGUUAUUUGUUGCUCGUUCCCCAUUAUUUCGGUGUUACUUUUGAGCAUAGUACCUGAGAGUCCAGUGUGGCUAAUAUCUAAAGGUGAAGUCGACGAUGGCAUCAAAGCCUUCGGAUGGUUGAAGGGACACAGUGAUGAAGCAAAGGCCGAACUAAAAGGGAUAAUUGAUAAACGCAAAGCCGCGGAUUUAGAACCAGAACCGACAGUAAAGGAUAGACUAAGGACUUUGAGGUCACCCGAGCUGUUAAAACCCUUAUUUAUAAUGAUAAUAUUCUUCAUAACUUGCCAAUUUUCUGGAGUAAAUGCCGUUGCCUUCUACUCAAUUGAAAUUAUAGAGAAAGCGGUCGGAAAAGGACUCAACCAUUACGCUGCUAUGAUACUCAUAGAUUCUGUAAGGCUUGUAAUGUCAGUAGUCGCUUGUAUCGUUUGCAAGAGAUUCGGUAGGAGACCUCUAUGUAUAAUCAGUGGUAUUUUCACUGCAUUAUCUAUGAUGGGUCUAUCGAUAUUUUUGUACUUAACGGACAGCAAGCCAACAAACAUGACUUGGAUUCCGUUGACGUGUUUGAUGGUUUAUAUAUGCGCUAUAUCUAUAGGAUUGGUGCCCUUACCUUGGAUGAUGUGCGGAGAGCUGUUCCCGACACACGUCAAAGGUUUUGGCUCCGGCAUCAGCUCGGCGACGACUUUUGUCAGCUUCUUUAUUGUGGUUAAGACUGCACCGGGUAUGAUGAUGAACUUAGGUGAAGUUUUCACAUUCCUGAUUUAUGGUAUUAUUGCAUUGGUUGGUACAAUCAUUUUAUACUUUAUAUUACCAGAAACUAAGGGUAAGAGCUUACAGGAAAUCGAGGAAAAGUUUAAAAGUGGUAAAAUUAGUAUAGCAUAGAAUGAAAUUAUUAAAAUACCGUACUGUAUUAAGCUAUAAGUUUAAAUGUAUCUGUGAUAUUAAGUACAUUACAUAAUGAAUAUUAUAUUUUUAGGAAUAAAUUUAUUUUUACUCGACUGAUGUUUUAU